AUGGCCAAAGUUUUAACAGAAUCACAGUUCCAAUCCCAAAUUGUUUCCAAGUAUGUGGAUGUUAUCGGUGAAAAAUUGGACGGAAAAAUUCAUUCCUUCUCAGAUGAGUGGUUCGCUCAGGCUGAAAACUUGAUUAAACCAAAGGCUCCAAUUAGAGAUGCCACCAAAUUUACUUACGCAGGCGCAUGGUAUGAUGGAUGGGAAACAAGAAGACACAAUGAACAAGAAGCAGACUGGGUUAUCUUCAAAUUUGGUGUGAGUUCAGCAAACUUGAUAGGAUGCGAGGUAGACACUGCAUUUUUCAAUGGUAAUCAUGCUCCAGCUAUUUCUGUUGAAGCUGUGCAAGUCUAUAAUGAUAGUGAAUUAGAGAAACUUGGAGAAAAGGAUUGGGAAACAGUCAUCCCCAAAACCGAAUGUGGACCAAGUCAAAAACACUUUUUUGCAAGAGACAAACUCACUGAAAAGAAUUACACCCAUGCUAGAUUGAGAAUGUAUCCAGAUGGUGGUAUUGCCAGGUUCAGGUUAUAUGGACACGUCGUGCCAAUCACGAAAGAUACUUCAGAGGUAGUUGACUUUGCAUCAGUGAAAAAUGGAGGUGUGGCAAUCAAGGUCAGUGACCAACACUUUGGUACCGCUGAUAACUUGUUGUUACCUGGAAGGGGUCAUGACAUGAGUGAUGGUUGGGAGACAAAGAGAUCCAGGGAACCAGGCCACACUGAUUGGGUCGUGAUAAGAUUGGGAGCCCCUGCUCAUUUGCAAAAAAUUGUCAUCGACACUGCUCACUUCAGAGGUAACUUUCCACAAAAGGUUAAUGUAAAGGGAACUUCGGUUAAGAAUGAGAAUGAUAUUGAUAGUGCUGAAUGGGUCACAAUCAUACCAGAUUCAAAGACAAGUGCUGACAAGGAGCACGAGUUUUCUGUCAAAGACACUAAGGCGUUUUCACACAUUAAAGUGACAAUCAUUCCCGAUGGUGGAGUAAAGAGAAUUAGAGCAUUUGGGGUUAAAGCCUAA
Molecule: messenger RNA, 1011 nt
Organism: Lodderomyces orthopsilosis Co 90-125
Lineage: Eukaryota; Fungi; Ascomycota; Pichiomycetes; Serinales; Debaryomycetaceae
Product: allantoicase
Exons: 1
Coding region: 1-1011 (336 amino acids)
Biological process (GO): allantoin catabolic process
Molecular function (GO): allantoicase activity
Source: RefSeq, a predicted model, not a curated record